AUGCCCCGAAAGGACAGUACCCUCUUUGCGUGCCAUUGCACCACUUAUCAAUGCAAAGGAGCGUACAUCAGUCCGAAGGAGCAUAGGUCCCACAAACGCUACGACGAGCAACUGAAGAAGAGUGAAGAACGGAAGGCGAUCCAGAAUGCGAGAGGAAAGGCAUAUAUAGACCAUACCUGGCCAGCCAAUGGACUAGCCCAGACAGGAAGUGGCUCAGACGAUGCGACAAAAAUUUCAGAACAAGUCUUCGCGAUGACAUUGACGGAGGACGUACUGCUCGCUCCGUCUGCGUCAUCGUUGGACGGAAGUUGGCAGCGGCAAAAUGCGAGUAUAGGAACAGCAACAAACGCGAAAGCAGAACCUGACGGUCCACCUACUCGUGCACCAGAGCAACCGACUCCCGCAGUACCUCCUGUGACGUCAAUCGGCAGCCACUUUGCGACCGCGAAUGGAACAUACGAAAAGCUCUAUUUCCUGGACCUCGAGAUGGACUUGUGCAUGCGUGAAUGCGUGACAUUGUGUCGCGAAGGCAUGAACUCUCCGCAAGGCAGCAAAGCUGCUUUGAAGAUUUCAAGAGAGUUGGAGGGGGAGGAGGGCUGGUUAGAGAGCGCAGAGAAACUGGUGAUUUGCACUCAGGACGGGCCUCAUAAUAAUGCCUCAUCACUGUUGCAUGAUGCGAUGCUGGAACGGCUGAAGAAGCAUCGGAAGCAGCUGAAACAGUACCGACACCAA
Laetiporus sulphureus 93-53 is the source of this 732-nucleotide messenger RNA. RefSeq lists its product as uncharacterized. The annotation marks the transcript as partial. Lineage: Eukaryota; Fungi; Basidiomycota; Agaricomycetes; Polyporales; Laetiporaceae. The transcript has 2 exons. The record is from RefSeq and is a predicted model, not a curated record.